AUGGAUUCCCAUUCCCCUCCUCUCAAGACGGCCGACUACAUCAUUGUCGGUGGGGGCACAUCAGGCCUAGUGGUGGCGAAUCUCCUCUCGGAGGACCCCACGGUGUCGGUUUUGGUGUUGGAAAGUGGUCCCGACCGAGCAAAAGACCCUCGUAUCACAGACCCCAUGGCCUGGCCAAGUUUGUCGGGCUCGGAGCUCGACUGGCAGUUCAAGAUAGUGUCCCAGGAGGGACUGAAUGGACGCUCCCAAGAACAUCCGGCCGGACAUGUCCUGGGCGGUUCAUCAGCCAUCAAUGACCUGGCAUUUGUCCCUCCAUCCGCUGCGGGGCUGAAUGCCUGGGAACAGAUGGGGAAACCCGGUUGGAACUGGCAGACUUUGUCUGUCUAUCUCCAGCGCUCUUUUAACGGACCGGGCCCGAUUCAAUUGUCCUCUCCGGCCCUAGCGCAGGAGGGAAACCAGCCUCUCAUUCAAGCCUGGAAUCGUGCCUUCAGUGACCAGGGGUAUGCUCAUGCCAGUAAACUGGUCCUCGAAAAGCCGACCGUUGGCACUAGACCGUACACUGCGACUAUCGAUCCUAAUUGCGUCCAGCGAAGCAGCGCAGAUGUUGCGUAUGGCGCAGUGGCAGCGCAACGCCCGAACCUGACUAUUCUGACGGCGGCAACGGUCCAUCGCAUUGUGUUUGACUCGCCAGCUGUCGGGGACCGGCAUCGAGCAGCCGGGGCCUUGGUUGAAAUUGCUGAUAACCCAGAUCUGGAGCUUGUUCGGGCGAGUCGAGAGGUAGUGCUUGCAGCGGGAGUCUUCCAGACCCCCAAACUACUGGAGCUCAAUCGGGGCGUGGGAGCCAAUGUGCAAAACCAUCUGAUGGCAAUGGUUCCCUGUCCACUGUCCCGCAUUCCUGAAACAGAGGAUCUGAACCCAGGAUUUCAAGCCCUCGCCUUUGUGCGACUCGACAACCAGGAGGAUCUGCGUCUUCUGGACCAGUUCCUAUCGUCCGAGAGAUCAGCAACUUCGGGGCGCACGCAGGCCAUUGAGUCAAUCCUAGCUAAUCUAGAUGAAGCUUCAGCCUGCAUAUUCCUGAGCACAAUGCCUGGGCCAGUGGCAUUGCUCGGUCUGAUCCCGUGUUUUCCUCUGUCUGUCGGUCACACGCACAUCGCCUCUGCGGAUCCCCAUGCAAAACCCAGCAUUGACCCGCAGUUCUUUUCGCACCCGUUGAACUUGGAGCUUAUGGCUCGUCAUUGGCAGGUGGUGCAGCGCCUUCCUAUUGCUCCUCCCUUACACAAGUUCUUCGACCGUGGUGUGGCUCCCACCGAGGCCAGUUUGGAGAUCACCAAAGCCGCAGUGCGGGAGAACGCACUCACAACGCACCAUGCCUGCGGAUCCGUCGCCAUGCUACCGCUCGAAAAGGGGGGAGCGGUCUAUUCUACGCUGACUGUCUACGGUACCACAAAUCUUCGGGUGGUAGAUGCCAGUGUCUUUCCUCUGAUGCCCCAUGCGAACCCGAUGACAACAGUGUACGCGGUGGCGGAGAGAGCCGCAGACAUACUCAAGGGCUUGUAG
This is a messenger RNA of Aspergillus brunneoviolaceus CBS 621.78, 1557 nucleotides long. RefSeq names its product GMC family oxidoreductase. Lineage: Eukaryota; Fungi; Ascomycota; Eurotiomycetes; Eurotiales; Aspergillaceae. The record is from RefSeq and is a predicted model, not a curated record. Bases 1 to 1557 code for a protein of 518 amino acids. Gene Ontology annotation, molecular function: flavin adenine dinucleotide binding; oxidoreductase activity, acting on CH-OH group of donors. The transcript is spliced from 2 exons.